AUGGCAGGCCCCUUCCCCACCGAACUCUGGGAGUCCAUAUUCGCCCACUUCGAAUGCCCCAUGCCCCCCGACAAAUGGUGGUACUACGGCUCCCAAUACGACGUCUCAUCUCUCAAAGACCUCGCCUCCUUGGCCCUCGUAUGCCGGGCGUUUCGUCCCAUCGCACAGCACUUCAUGUACGGCACCCUGCUAGCAGAUGGCUUUCGCGAUGACCAAAAGUGCAAACGGCUUCUUGCGCAGUCGAUGGCGGAGAAUCCGCGGUUGGGAGCGUACGUGAGGAGGGCGUGUAUUAGCGACUGGGGGCACGGGUCGGCGAAGGGUGUCGAUUUUGGGCGUGUGCUUGCGAGGGAGGAUGUAUCUGAUAGAGCGAAGCGGUGGCUGGAGGUGAUGAUGAUGGAGUACGCGGCGUUGGAGUGGAAUGCGCAGUUGUUUGCGCUGAUGCCGAAUUUGGAGGUCGUGGAUGUGUCUGUGUUUAUGGAUGCGGGGCAUCUUGCGGGGUUGCUGAGUGGGAGGCGAGAUGUUGAGAGGAUGGUGCGGGCUGAGGCGGAGGUGAGACAGGAGAUGGGGUAUUUGUAUGACGAUGAGGAGGGGGAGAUGGAGAAGAAGAUCCCGACGAUUCUCAGUGAUGAGACGCUGGCGGAAAAUGCGCUGCCCCAGCUCAAGGAGGUCCGCCUGAGACAUGCAGACUGUACGGAUGGCAGCCUCGGUAUAUCAGACAUCGAAGCGAUUCUGCUCCACCCCGGGCUUGAGCGACUCCAUCUCCUCGGCUUCGACUGGACGUCGUUCGGCCUAGACAAAGCGAAAUGGCCGCUAUACCCCAACCCCACGCUCCAGAUGCUCGACCUUCGAGAAUGCCUCGUCGACGCCUACAGCCUGAGUAAUAUCUUCGCGCGCUUCCACAACCUGCACACUCUCCACAUCAUACUGGGCGAUUCCCGCAGAGAAUCCUCAAGCGGGCGUUACUCAAGAGAACAAGGCUCCUGGGACGUCAACCUCACCGACAUAGGCACCCUCCUGCGUCGCCACGGCCAAAACCUCAUUUCCUUCGAGCUCCACACACCAGAAUACAACUCCUUCUCCCUCGCCGAAGGCCGCCUCGGUUCCCUCGCACCCAUGACCUCCCUCCGACACCUCAAAAUCGUCGAAAACGACCUCACAGGCCGCAGAACCCGAAGCUACGUCAGCGAGUCGUAUGCCACGCUUCCGCUUGAAGAUGUCCUGCCUGCAGGGCUCGAGACGCUGUAUCUGCAUUUCGAUGACGAGUAUUCUGAGCCUUGUCCGGCGGACGAACAGCUGUUUGAGAUUCUCAAGCGGACGGUGAGCAGUGGUAGGUUUCCUGAUUUGCGGGAGAUCAAGGUGGAGAGGUAUCUUAACGAUCCCACGAAGAAGUUGGAGCCGGAGAUUGAAGGGUGGAAGGUAUGUGUGAAUGAGGUGCAUUUGUGGGGACGGCCGAGUUCGAGUGGGUGUAUGCGGACGGUGAUUGAACUUAGUCGGCUUGGAGAUGAGUAA
Molecule: messenger RNA, 1509 nt
Organism: Didymosphaeria variabile
Lineage: Eukaryota; Fungi; Ascomycota; Dothideomycetes; Pleosporales; Didymosphaeriaceae
Exons: 1
Coding region: 1-1509 (502 amino acids)
Source: RefSeq, a predicted model, not a curated record